CGAAGAUUGGCCGCUUGUUUUGUUUACAGAGUUCGUAAACUCUAGACCAGCAGCAGCUGCAGCUUUUCCCGGAGGAGAUUCAGCGAUUUUUCAAGAGCAAACUUUUAUUAUUUCAUAUUUACUGUUUUAUUAAUUGUAUUGUGUUUUACUUAUUAUAUUAUUGUUAUAUUAUCUGUAUUGUCUGUUAUUAAUCUUAUAUAUUUUGUUUUUCAGGUGUCGGAGGCCGGUGAGGGUAUACUGACACCCCGCGGUCCGACAUGGAGUUUUGGCGUAGCGAAGAGCAUCGCAUGGAGGGCACUGAGGAGCUGAGGGCUGCCUGUCUGCAGUGGCAGGGUGAGGGUCCAGACCCCUGGAUGGAGCUCAGGAGGGUCCAGCAUGAGUUCCUCGAGGGGAAGCUGAGGGCCCUCAUUCAGAAGGUGGAGUCUCACUGCGCAUGCGACCCCCCCACUUUCCUGCCUGUUUGUGAGGAGCCAGACCCCUGGACGGAGCUCAGGAGGGUUCAGUGCGAGUUCCUCGAGGGGAAGCUGAAGGCCCUCAUUGAGAAGCAGCUUUCCUGUCCCAGGUCGCAUGUUGUGAGUGUCCUGGUGCCAGUUAUGGAGGCAGCCCCCGCUAACAGGCUGGAUUCUACCAAGCCUGAUAUCCCAGGUCCAGUUGCACAGUGCGAAGAAGCUCCAGCUCCAGACCUCACCACCACCUCUCAUCCAGAGCCAUACAGCCAGGGAGACACUGCACUGUCACCCACCAUUAAUACACAAUGCAGAUCCCUGAAACGCCCUGUCACCAACUUUCGGACCUCCUUUGCGUGUCGUUUCAGGUCUCCUCGUCGAGUCCUGGUGCAGGUAGAAGAGGCAGAUCCCUCUCACCGGCUGGACCUUCAGGACACAAAGCCUGAACUGGAGCCAGUGCCAGCUGCACAGGACAAGGACGACCUGGAGAACGACGUGGAGGUCCUGGAGUUGGAGCAUCACAGGCCAGGAGAGACAGCUCCAAACAGAAAGAGAGGAUGGCUACAGCACCUGCUCAGCUGCUUCAGGUGGAAAGCAAGAAAGAGCUGAAAAGGUGAUCUGUAGAUGAUCUGGCUGUAGA
This is a messenger RNA of Astyanax mexicanus (Mexican tetra), 1086 nucleotides long. RefSeq lists its product as uncharacterized. The record is from RefSeq and is a predicted model, not a curated record. Bases 258 to 1055 code for a protein of 265 amino acids. The transcript is spliced from 8 exons. NCBI's taxonomy places the organism in Eukaryota, Metazoa, Chordata, Actinopteri, Characiformes, Acestrorhamphidae.